GACCCCCCGUUAAUCCCAGGCAGGCAGGCAGAGCACAUAAAAAUAAAAACACCAGGAACAGAAAAACGAGAAGAGGUAUUGAAAUCGAAAUUGAAGAAUUCAUCAUCUAUUGUAUUCUGUUAUCUGAAUCGUCUUCUAAUGGGAUUCCUUGAACAUCAUAAGAAGUUUAUAGAUGCUACUGAGAAAGGAAUCAAAUGGUCUAACUCUGAUGUUCAAUCUUUCAUCUCUAUUGAUCCUGUCCAUGGACCCGUCGUGGAAAAUGCAAGGAAGGCAGCAAAAGUAGCUGCAAUAGGAAGCGCUGUUGGAGCACUUCAUUUGGGUGGAACUGCCUGGAGAUAUUCAAAGAGUCCUCACGGUGCCGUCUUAGCUGUGGGUCUUGGAGCUGUGGUUGGUUACACAGUUGGAAAAGAAGCUGCAUCCCAUUAUUAUCAACUCUAUCGGGAUGAUGCUAUGGCUUCUCAGGUCAAGUUUUUGGAGUGGGUGGCGACCAAAUCUGAGGGUCGAUCGUGAAUUCCACCUGCGUGAUGAGAAUUCAAGUCCCCUUAUGGCAACCAUUUACUUCAUUAUAUUGGUAGGUGAAAUAAAAAGCUGGUGCCCAGGCUGAAAAGAAGCUCACAGUACAACUUGUAAACUUGAAUUUGUGAUCUCUCUUUGCAAUAAGCCUUUGCCUGGGUUUUGGGAAUAUUUUGUCUUCCUUUCUUCUUGAAUUUUAUCAAGUAAUCGAGAGAUGUCUUUUAUAGAGCAGGUUUUCGUUUACAAGUAGAACAUCAACUUUCAUCACUAUAAAAAUGUGCUUGGAUGUGGUCUCUGUACC
Molecule: messenger RNA, 814 nt
Organism: Papaver somniferum (opium poppy)
Lineage: Eukaryota; Viridiplantae; Streptophyta; Magnoliopsida; Ranunculales; Papaveraceae
Product: succinate dehydrogenase subunit 6, mitochondrial-like
Exons: 3
Coding region: 139-510 (123 amino acids)
Source: RefSeq, a predicted model, not a curated record